AUGUCAUUCCCAACGUACAGUGUGUUCCGGCCGUUCGCCAUAUUCGCAGGAGUGUUUAGCAUAUUUCAAUCCCUGAUAUGGAUCGGCUUUGCAAUUACCGGUAUCGUCGCCUACUACUGCGAAAUCGACUUUUCCGGUCAAACGGAAACGAUGGGAUCGCUACUGACUUUAACGUUCUUCAACGUCUACUUCAGGGGUACUUGCGUGCAGGCGAACAUCCCGGAGAUAGAUAUGUCGCUCGUUAAUCCAUUGAACUUAAUGCCGGCCGGUGAUGUGCACGCGUUCGUGUGGGUCUAUCUUAUAAUGCAUCUGUUUUGGGGCAUCAGCUCGCUAACGCUACUCACAAAUGCACGCCAAAAGUAUGUGAGAUAUAUAAACAUUUUCGUGUACAUCUGGAUAAUCAUAACCAUGAUCAUCAGUGUGCUGGAUCUCGCCCUGGGCAUUCUGUUUGCCAUAGACUAUGACACCUUGGUGCACGUUUUAUAUGAGUAUCCAUUAGGACCAGAGUCGCUAUUGGCGCCGGUACAGGUGCUUGCCACCGCAGUGCACGUUGCCGGCAUAAUGAUGGUGAUGGCGUUCAGAGGAUGGAUAUUCUGGAUCGUCAAUGUGUCGCUCGCGAUCUUCAUGUUUACUCAGACGUUCAAGAUAUACGAUUACAAUCAGAUGCGUCGUAAGACAAAUGGCGCUUCGAAUGGAGGGUACGUCCCGGAGGGUGAUGGAAUGCGACGGGCACCAAUUGAUGCUUAUAAUAUGAGCCAACAGCAACCAAGGGCCCAAACGUUUGUGCAAGCACCAGUGGCACCAUCGGAGUAUCGUCGGCCAUUGGAGCGUAUUAGCGAACGCCCGAUGGAGCUUGAGUCACCAGUGUCCACCCAACCCGAGUGGAGUCAACAGCAGCAGCAGCAGCAACGCACGUUCGAACCAAAGCCUAUCGUAAUCGUCAACCGGACACUCGAGCCGCUGGCAAGCUCGCAACCCAUUGAACCUGCUAUUGAGGAACGGCCAGACAACCGGCCGAUACCGCCACCACCUCCACCAAAGAACUUCAUGAACACCGUCGUACGGCGAGAUGCAGCGGCGGCGAAAGUAGCACGGGAGCUCAACUACCGCAACAGCUUCAACGUCACCAACCAUGGCCUCAAUUCGGUGAACCUGCGUCCUACUGGGCUGAAUCUUACCAACCCGGGACCUCCGACCAACGAUACGGACCUGCCCACACCAAACUACAGUCCGCCGAUGCCUCGAGUCAAUCCGUUCGAAAACCGUCCACCACUGCGAUCGGUACUCCGGAAUUCUCGAUUCCAGUAGUGCGUCCUGGGGUAGUGACUUCGUCAGCAAAUCAUGCACAUUUUUAGA
Messenger RNA from Anopheles coustani, 1356 nucleotides. RefSeq lists its product as uncharacterized. The transcript is spliced from 7 exons. The record is from RefSeq and is a predicted model, not a curated record. Bases 1 to 1308 code for a protein of 435 amino acids. NCBI's taxonomy places the organism in Eukaryota, Metazoa, Arthropoda, Insecta, Diptera, Culicidae.